Molecule: messenger RNA, 7218 nt
Organism: Dinoponera quadriceps
Lineage: Eukaryota; Metazoa; Arthropoda; Insecta; Hymenoptera; Formicidae
Gene: dmpd
Product: F-box only protein 28
Exons: 6
Coding region: 519-2018 (499 amino acids)
Biological process (GO): positive regulation of DNA-templated transcription
Cellular component (GO): nucleus
Molecular function (GO): transcription coactivator activity; protein binding
Source: RefSeq, a predicted model, not a curated record
GGCGCGGCGCGGCGCGGCACGCAGCCAGGCAGGGAACGCGCGAGCGUGUGCCGUCUCGGGAGCGUGCGUGCGCAACACACUCUCGCCGCGGUUAUACAUAUGUACAGAUCGUCGCCGUUGCUCGCCGUUGUCACCGUCGACAUCGGCGUCGUUGUUGCCUCGGUGCACGGCUUCGAAGCAGCGUAGCAGCAGCGGCGGCUCGCGCGGAUCCUGCGGUGCGCGCAGGGUUCCGCGUGCCCUUUAUCCGCCUGCGAUAUUCGCGUGCGCGAGAAGGCGGCGGCAGUAGCAGGCAUCCGAGCAGCAGCCAGAAGCGGUAGUAAAACUGCCGCGGCUAGUGACAACGUUUAUUUUCGAUACGAUCACGGAGGCCGAGCGAGCGAGAGAAAGAGCGAGAGUGGUGGAGAGAGAGAGAGCUCUGCCCCGAAACCGCUCUACAGCGCGAAGUGCGUUCCCGUGGGAGCGCAACGGAGGCCGUCGGUGCAGAUUUCGAGCGAAGCGACCCGUUGAAAAGAAAGGAAAUGGUGUCGACUCGUCAGUCAAGUAACAUGGGAAGCAGCAGUAGUAGCGGCGGCAGCGGCGGCGGUGGUGGCGGUGGCGGUAGCGGCAGCGGUUCGGUUAGCGAAGUCGUGGAAGCGAGUUCGUUGAAGAAACACCAACCGGGAACUACGAGCGCUGGCUCCUCCAGUGGCGGCUCCACCAGCGAGUCCUCCCCGCCUGUACGCAAUCUGAAUCUCCUGAAUCUACCCGUUGAGAUCCUGGAGAAGAUCUUCGGUUACCUAGGCUACAACACGGUGGCCCACUUGCGCCCGGUGUGCCACCAGCUGGACCGAGUCUGCGGCUCGAUGCUGAACUCCACGUUUCAGAAGCUGCAGGCUCAGAUGCUGAGCCGUUUCCAGGCGAUCAAGGCGCAAAUGCCCAGACGCGAGUCCGCGCGUCGGAACCACCCGUUAGCAUGCGAGUCCGACAUCAUAGAGACCCUUCAUAUGCGGCUUACCUUGCUGCAAAUGAGCUUCGGCAAGCACAUCGAGCGGAAGCACUGUUGCUUCUUCCCCGGCGAGAUUCUGGACGAGGUGUAUCGCGUUCUCUAUUAUAUCAAAGUCACCCCGAAACUGGCGAAACCCUACAAAGUUACGGACGAGCUGUUCGAUCUUAGCACCAUGGCCAUGGAGUAUUUCAAGGAGCACAUCGAGCCGACAUUGCCGGAAAUACCUUACUUCGGUGCCGAUUUUCUGGAUCUUGCGGGGACGUUUUCUUCUAGUACUGUGAGUAAACCAUUUAUGUGCCUGGACUCCGCGCCGUUGAGCGUCGGAAGCGGUAAAACGGGCAACACCAGCGGCGAGGAGGGUUCCCCGACGCAUUGCUCGGACGACCCGGCCCUCCUCGAGCCCAGCGUGUCGCCGCCGCAGUCGAACAUGGUCCUGCGAAAGCGUAUCCGCAAGAUCAAGCAGGGCAUGAAGCGGUACAACAGCCAGCUGACGCUGAUGCGCAGGGAUCUCAAAAGCUGCAAGGCGAAGAUCGCCGAGCAGCAGAAGCAGAUCGUGGAAUACGCCACUCGGCUGGACGACAACGACAAGAAGAACGAGGAGACCUCGCGGAAAUUCAGCACACUCCUACAGGUAUUUACGCAGGAAUUGAACAAAUGCAAAACCGAGCUACAAUAUUGGCGAUCCAAGUCACCGGCGAUACCGGUGUGCGUGGGCUGCGGCCAGUCAAUGCCAGUCCCCACGGAAGAUUUGCAAGCCUUAGCGAAUCAAGGAGUGCUGCCGGACACAUUCGGCGAAGGGCUCGACUUCAUUCCCAUCGCGGAUGCCCACAGUCCCACCGAGAUGGCGCCGCAACCCCCUGUAGUCACGCAACCUCCGGCGACGCCGACGGUGGAGAUGGCACCUCCAAAGGCUCCCGUGCCUUCGAAUGUAGCGUUCAAGCGGAAACCCGUCGUGGAGGAGGCGUCGAGCGAUGCCGCGAAAAAGUCACGUCGCACUGCCAAGUCUCGUCAGGCUAAGCGCUCAAAGAUGUAAAAAAAUCGAUAACGCUGAUCAUGGUACAAAUAUUUGUUCAACCGGUCUCCGACGGGGUCCUCCCUUCGUAGUAGGGAAGAGCUGGAAGGAGGGGCUCCCCCGCGACGGUGUGUUUAAAGCGCGUUUCUUUAUGCCAGCAAGCCGAUGAUCUUAGAAAAGUACAAAAUUCCUCACCGAACGUCCUGCAUCUCGCGCAACGAACCUCGUUUUUUGGAAAUUCUAGGCCGUGCCGAUCGCCGCGCGAUCGUUUGUGGAAAUCUCUCGACAGUCGAUUCUCCGGAUUUUCUCACGGACGGAGCAGCUGUGGUCGCCGCCGACAUACGGUGCGCCUCGACGAUGAUAUUCUAAAGAAACCUAGCCGAUCAUCCGCGCUUUGCUCGUAAAGCAACGUCUAACUAUACUACUUUCUCGGAUUCUUGUUAGAAUUCUUUGCGAUUGUCAUUGCCGACGGUACGUCCGAGGAUGACGGAAGGCUCGGGAUCGUGUUUGUCAUGCAUUUAACGGUGCGAUAUCACGCGAUAGGAGAACGUAGCGGCGAGCGUCACACGUUAACGUGGCGGCUGAGGAACACGCUUUCCAUUUGGCUCUCCGAUCAAAAGAGCGCGCGCAGUGGCUGUUAUCCUGAGGGCCUUUCAGGAUGGCACGCGUUUGCUAGAAUCUAGACUGAAUACCGCGUCUUCAGCAUUUUGAUCGAACAGGACAAUACGGUAACGGAGGAAGCGUAUUAAGUCACGUAAAUGCGGAAGCUUCUGUACAAAGGUUCUGUAAGAGGUAUGAGUUAUUGUGUAUCGGGAAAGGCCGAUGAACGUAUCAACGGGAAUUUUAUUCAUUCAUUCACGGCGCGUUGACUCACGUGUAAAGUCGAAAUUGAGCCUCAAGCAAAUUUUAUUUCGCUGUAUCGAUCGACAAGUACCUGACAGAACUGACGACGAAGACUGGUUCGCCCAGGUACUGCAGAUGCACCAACAACCACCAUAUCAAUUCGUUUUGAUUAGUUAAGCCUGCUCAAUUUAGAAAAUUGGUUCGUUCACAAUGAUUAGAUGCCAUUAGGUGCCACGCGUUAGAAGAGAGAGAUAUUUUAUAUUUAUACAUAUAUUAUAUAUAUAUAUAUAUUUUUCGUCCACAGUUGGAUAUAAUUUUCCUUUGGUAUUUGUCUAUACUUGGAUCGAAAAUUGAUUUAUAUAUAUGUGGGGCUGGAUAAAAAUCAAAAAAUUCUGCAUCUUAAAUGGUCUGGUUCUAGCCUUGCAGCGCGAGACAACUAGAAGAUGUCUAACACGCAGGUUCAGGUCACGCUGAAGAGCGAAAUGUUGAUGAAUACGCAUGCCUGCAAAGGCGUUAGUUUAUUUUUGUGAAUACGCCAUCUCUCACCGAGCAAGAAUUACGAGAUGGAGUACAUUGCAAUAUUAAUAGAACUAGAUAAUUAUUUAUAGGAAUGAUUCUAUUUAGAUAAAUAAAUUGGGUAUCAUACCGUUUUGUACAUUGUGCAAAAGAACAUGAAGUCUUUUUGUUUGUUGUGUCAAUCGAAUCGACGGAAAUUCCUGUUCAUGUGAGAACACGCCACCGACCGGGAAAAAGCUUAAAAGACGCGACGGGCGUUCGCGAGUCACACGUGGAUCGAGAAUUUUUCGCAAUCCGUUCCGGGAGUCUCACGAUUUACCUUGCGCGAUGAAAACGAUUAUUGGUACAGUAGGAGCAAUUGAACUAUCUUAUUUGCACCGAUUACCCAAUUAAUCUCAAAGAAGCAUAGUUAGACAUAUUGUGAGUUAUUCAUGAUUCUAGUUAUAAAAGUGGAGAAAAAAAGGAAGGAUAAAUAAGUGCGCGCGAACGCGAUACUAUAUAUUAUAAAUAUAUAUACAUAUAGAUUUAUAUGUAUAUGAGCGUAUAUAUGUACAUAUAUGUAUGUAUAUAUAUUUGAGUGGUACUCGCCAGAGUUUGUCGACGUACCACGCGGAACACAUUUUAGUUUAAAACUUUAAUGGAACAAUAAGAUUAUAUAUAUAUAUAACGAUUAAUUAAUUAAUUGAACGAUUAAUUAAUUAACGAUAAAAUAAUUAUUGAAAUAUAUAUGAAGUAAAAAAGUAUAUAUAUAUAUAUAUAUAAUUUUUUAUCGAUGUCAAAAGGAAAUUAGAGAUGAUGAUGAGAAACAGAGAUAAACUUUAGGGUGUGCAAGUAUAUAUAAUAUGGGAGAAAACGUUGCGGCACGCAUACGUGUGAGGUGAAUGUGUGAUAUAUACGAAUAAUGAAGUUAUAACUAAAUUCGAACUUCUGAGGAUCUUACGAUGUGAUGCUUUAUCGAUUUAACCGCGGGAAAGUGACCUUUAUUCGAAAUAUAAAAUACACGUAGGGCGAGUCUCUGGCUACAUAGGAGAGCAUGUAAAACUUCACUCUAAAUGUGUUUACGUUGUGAUUAGAGAGCGCAUCGCGGGGGCGGGCGUAGCCGAAUCGCACGUGUCGGAAUUUCGAAGACGCUUGCACUGUAAUAUGUUCGCAAACGCGACCGUCGCGAGUAGCGGCGGCGCGUCUCUCUCUCUCUCUCUCUCUCUCUCUCUCUCUCUCUCUCUCUCUCUUUCUCACUCUCUCUUUCUUUCGAGUUCACCCGCAGAAUAAAAACGAGAAUAUAGGAAACGAGAAUGACGAUAGGAUGACGAAAUAACAAUUCGCAUCGACUCUGUUUCGUCGUUCUCGGGUCCCAAAAAUAAAAAGAACAAAAAAGAAAGAGACGGACGCGUGUGAAUUUAGGAUCGACAUCCGCGUGAUGGCCAAUCGCAUCAACGUCAGUCUGUGCGGUUAACUCGUAUCAAACUUGUAUUCAAUUGUGUACCUGGUUAAUAGCUUUCAUUUUUCUCUAUACCUGUGCCGUAGAAAAGAUCACAGUGCGUUAACAUAGUACAGGAUCUUCAUGAAUUCGCAGUUACUUCAUGAAAGGUCGAGCCUUUUUAUGAUGAGGCUGAAUUCGCGAAUAUCCUGCGACAUCAUUCAUAUGUCGGCCCCUGAUUCGGAAUACUUACUUGAUCCUGUAAUCCUGUCAUCGUCUACAUACGGGUGUUCCAAAACUACCGGAUGUCUUGUUUUCAUGAUUUUCGGAUCUGUUCGGAGUUUUUCUCGACGAACGAGAAUGUCGAGGCGACUGAUAGUUUUCGGAUAAUUAACGAAGACACGGGCCUUGUGACGAGUUAAGCCUUAAAAGAGAAAAUUAGUCAAAUCAUAUUUUUCAAUUUCGAGCGGACCUUGCGGUGACAGAAUUUUAAUUCGGGAUUAUUUACAGAGAAACGUGCGUUGUUGGGAGUCGAUGGAAGGUGUGAGAAAUGACCGUCUACCUCGAUAUUUUCGCUGUGGAAAAACCGCCAUUCGACUGGCCGAAAAAAUUGCGGUUAAGAUGACAUCCGGUGGUUUCGAGACACUCCGCGUAAAAAAGAACGGCGAAUGAUUAAUCCAAGGUUAAUUCGCUCACUUUGUCGAGCCAAGACAUAAAGAUAAAUUUUGUUUGUCCUAUUUUAGAUAAACUAUAACUCGCGACAAGACUUUAUUUAUAAUUUUACGCGCGGUGUAAUUCAGGAAAUACUCCACAGAUGAUACGAGAGAGAGAGAGAGAGAGAGAGAGAGAGAGAGAGAGAUGCAUAUACACCUGUAUAUAUAUGUAAUUUAAAUAUUUCCAUUUCUAAUUUCUCAAAUGUUUUCUUGCAACAAUAUCUGUUUAGAAUUCUGCCGCGGAUUACAGAUUGUCUAAAAUGAAAUUAAUUCAGGAUUAGUCGACCGUCUAUCGGCGUGAAUAUCAGUACAAGGGCCAAUGGAGGGUCAACGUUGUUUCACAAUAACCCCCGUUUAACUUCACCUUCUGUCUUCGCGAACUACGUAUCAAUGGAACAGAGGACGAUUAUGUAAAAAGAGCCGACUAUAGAUUCGCUGACCAGAGUUAGUCGACCGGGACUGUCGGUGCAACUCAGCCUAAGCCGUACCUCACGCACACCUAAACUCCACCAUCACCAUCACCAUCAUCACCAUUAUCAUCAUCAUCAUCACCACCACUACCACCACCACCACCACCACUACCACCAUCGAAACAAACGUUCGACACUCCGUUCAACACGACGUCCGCACUUUCCUGCACGUCGUCAUUCGUCUGCAAUUAAUUGUCGUCUUUGAAAAAAAAAAAAAAAGAAAAACAGAAAAGAAAGAUGAAAGGAAAACUGGAAAAAGGGGAAAAGAAAAGGAAGGAAAGAAAUAUAAUAGUAUCACGCUCCUCUCUCUCUCUCGGCUUUCCGACAUAAUCCGUCCCCGAACGAGAUACAAAUGUAGAAGAAACUGUGUACUCUACGCAUAUAUGAAUCUACUAAGUUUAGACGUACGAUCGAGUAUAAAAACGAUGGAUUAUAUGCGAUUAGGAGUAGAAAUAAUUUCCUAGACGGUAGUGCUGCGCUCGGGGGAGGGGGAGAAGGGGGAGGGGAAACUACCGAAUGCAUAGGGAGAAGAAGGCGGAGGCGGAAGACGAGGACUAUGAUUUCUCUCUCCCUUCGGCAUUGUCUGCCUGUCUCUUACACCCCGAAGAAGCCUGCUAUCCGCAAAGUGUGUAAUGCAAGCGAGCGAGCAAGCAAAGCAAGCAAGCGACGGUCCUUGCCUCAGGUACACGUACACACAACACGAGAUAUGCGAUGCAUAUAUACCAACAGACACACGUACACAUACAAAAUAGACAAAUAUCCACGAAACCGCCACAUGUGGACGUGGUACACCUCCUUCACGGCGACAAAACGAAAAAGGAAAACAUAGAACUCACAAUUUUGCCAGCGUUCACGGUAGCGGGGAGGAAGUUAGCGCCGUGACACGCCGAAGAAUACUGAUAUAUUAUCUUAAAUGGUUUUACGUGUAUUAAAGCGAUUGUAAAUAUAUAUAUUAGAUACACCUUAUAAUAAACAUAAUUUAACAUAACGUUCCAACUAUGUUGCGUUUGUCGCACAAAGUCAUUCGGUUAAGUGAUUAAGUCGUGGGGUGUGAUUGAAUUAUAAUUAACUGUUGUUUAUAUGAAGAUAAAAGGCUUCGAGAGAGUCUCAUUGUCUGUAAUAAUAACCGUUUGCAAACGAGUAAUGCGCCGAACGAUGGAUGUGUCAUGUUUGUAUUUAGAAAUUGCGCCAAGAGAGACUUUUUCCAUUUGUAUCGAUAGUUUUUUGUGCUACACGAAUGAGUAAAUUUAAUUUGGAUUUUU